CAUCUUCUAUCAUCACAAACAAACCUAUACAAAUAUUAAAAUAACUUAGUGAACAUUCUUUGCAUCCAUUCACAAAAGGGAUGAACAUGAAGCCAUUCAAGAAACCACAAAUUCUUCAUUCUUUACUCUUAUUCAAUAUCAUGUUAUUAGGUUCUUCUAUAGAAAACGAUGCAAACUACUGUCAAAAUAUCAGAAAACAAACACCUUUUUUCUUGAAUCCAAAUUCUUCUAUAUUAGACAACAUCGUUUUGUGCAUAUCUCAGAAUCUCUAUUUCAGAACAUCCCUUGGCCUUUUUCAUGUCUCUUCACUAGACAACAAUGGUAGAUUUCUAACCAUCACUCACUCUUCUUGUUCUUCUCUGCAAUAUGUUUCUCCUACGGCUGUCACUGCUGGUUUCCCUUCUCCUCCUGAGCCUAACUCGCUUGUUCUCUUCAAUUGCUCAAGCAGAAGACACCCCAUUUUACCAACCAUGCAAAAUUGUAGAAACUUGUACACUUGUGGAGGUGCUGAAGAGAACAAGAACUACCUUCAUCCAUGUUUAGUUGUUGAAGAUCUGAGAAAAUUUGACAAGGAUUUUCAUCCUCUGCUUCUGAACUGCUCUCAUUUUAGCUGGGUGCAUAGAAGAACAUCAGACGGUGGACAUGAUCAGGGAUUUAAGGUUGGAACAAGGAUAUCUGUUGACAUUCCUCGUGUACCAGAAAUUUGUCAAGGGUGUGAAAAGCCUAAUGGAAGCUGUGGUGCUGGUUUGAAUUGUUUAUGUCACCCUAAAGAGUGCAAAGACAAGGUCAUCUCCAAGGCAGUGAUAAAAUCUACUGGUAGUGUUUUUUUCUCUCUGCUUUGUUUCAUUGGUUCAGUUAGUGUUGCCUUAAUCAUGUGUGUCUAAGAAAGUUUAGCUAAGGGUUGGUUUGUUUGUUAAUAGUAGUUGGUGGUUGUACACUUGUCAUUUGCUAUUAAAAUCUAAUAUAAUAUGUAUAAUCUUU
Vigna umbellata (rice bean) is the source of this 981-nucleotide messenger RNA. RefSeq lists its product as uncharacterized. The record is from RefSeq and is a predicted model, not a curated record. NCBI's taxonomy places the organism in Eukaryota, Viridiplantae, Streptophyta, Magnoliopsida, Fabales, Fabaceae.